Molecule: messenger RNA, 4134 nt
Organism: Porites evermanni
Lineage: Eukaryota; Metazoa; Cnidaria; Anthozoa; Scleractinia; Poritidae
Source: the annotation of a GenBank genome assembly
AUGUGCAGUAAAAGCUACAGAGCUACCAUGCAGUUGUCUGUCAUUCUCAUCAUCAUUGGUAUGACUGUGGUUGUUAAAGGAAGCGGUGAUGCUCCAAACGGACUCCAUUUUGUUGGUGUUGGAUAUAAUCUGCUGAAAGGGAACCCUGAAGGAGGAGAUGUGACAAAUGGGGGUGUCGAUCCAGGACUUCUUAUCACUAGAAAGAUCUUUAAUCUUACCUGGAACACUAACAAGAAGACUGUGGACAACAGAAUCAGUGUGCCAGAUCAGGUGACCUUUGCGCCACGUUCAUCCUGUGUCACAACCAACAAGAAAGAGGUGUUUUCCGGUUGUAAGAGUUAUCAAGAAAAACUGAACGACGAUGUCCAAGUUAGCGGUAAGCGGAAAAAGAGAUUGCUAAGAUUUCAAUCUAAGCGAUAUCACACACUGAUUCUGUGAUAAGAAACGACUAUGCUGCCACAUGUAAAACCGCGUUUAUACUUAUAGGUAGGCAGAUGCUGCGCUUAAGAUUGUCUCAAGGAAAUAUUGCUUUUACAGCAUUUGUUGCGACUACUUUUAUAAGUGAUUCUCACUUAUAGUAAUUGCCUAAGCUGUGAAUUUUGAAACUAUUUUUAUUCUUUUAAAUUUCUGUGUAGGUAACUACGGCGUGGGUUUGCUGAAUGUCGCUUUUUCGCUAAGUUCAAGUAAGAAAUAAAAUGAGUUACUUCUGUUUAAUUUCUUAUUUAGGGAAUAGUUUAGGUGGCUGUUUAGGAAGGUUUAACUGUAGUACAUUUUCAAAACAUCUUUUUAAUAUUAGCUCAGAUAUAGUUACUCUGUACUGUCCAAUGAUUCCUUGUAUAACGAUGCAUUGACGUCAAUACUUCUAGGAUUCGAAAAGGUGAAGAAGGAGACAUCUGAAUAUCACAGUGUGUUUUAUGAGGAGAAACAUGUUUGCAAUAAGGGACGCGCCCGCUACCAGUUGGAUUUAGCUCCAGUAAAGAAGUUCCCGGUGUCAGCGGACUUUGCUGCUACAGUAUGCACGUUACCAGAGGGCUACAACGAAACAGCAUACUUUGAUUUCUUAGAAGAUUGGGGAACGGUUAGUUUGUUUAAAUGUUGAUUAAUCCGCUUAAUAAUCGGGAUUGACGUCAUUUUGCAGUGCUAAUUGCAUAAUUGUGUCUGUCUUUCCGCUUUUCUAUGUUUUGUUUUGUUUGUUUUUUUCAGCACAUUGUAAUCGAAGUAGAAUUGGGAGAGAAAAAAACCGAACGCUUUAAAAGUUCAACAGCAGAAUUCACUAAAUACGCAAUAAUGAACGUAAGUUUGAGAAAUAUGCCUUUCUUCUGGUUUGUCGCGCUUUUUGGUUUACUUUGAUAAGAAAAAACCUCUGACGUCAGUAAUUUAAUUUCAUUUAAUUUCAAAAACUUUUAAGGCGCAAAUAUCUAUAUAAAUAUAUUCAAAUGCGCCAUAUGGAAAAGAAAAACAACAACAACAAAACAAAACCAAACCAAAACAAAACAACAACAACAACAACAACAAAAAAUAAUACUACUAAUAAUAAAAAUUAUGAAUAAUUAUGAUAAUAAAAAUGAUAAAAUAAGAUGAUAAUAUAGACAUAGAAUAGAAAAACUAAUGGCUAAAGGUUAAAACGAUAAAAUCUGUUUGCAAAAUCUUAAAAAUUAUAAGCUGAAAAAAUUUAGUACUUUUUGAAUUUAGUUGUUUCACUUUUUUUUUCUUGCAUGUAUGUUUGUCUUUGUUUUUGACUUUUUUUUUCUUCCGAAGUUGCAUUUAAUAGUUGGUAAGUCGUCACCAUCAUGGAACCCUGCUAUACAGUUUUUAACUAUUUUUUUUUUCUAAUAAGACCUUUCGAUUCCCAAACAUUGCGGGUUUUAUGUCUACUAAUCAUUGACAAUGUUCUUUAUGCACAAGGAUCUCUUCUUUUCAGAGUAUUAAUUUUUUUACAGACAAUAUAUAACGUUUUCAAAUGCUGAAUUACACCAUUUUGAGAACCUCAACUAAAAGUCACUUUAGAUCGCAGAUUAUAUUUCAUGAAACUUUAAGGUUUUUGUGUGCACCACACGAUCCUUCGGGAAUAAGAUGUAACAUUUUUACGAACCCAGUAUAUUCUAUUUCUUUUUUUAGUCGCAAAAAUCGGUAUCUCUGUCUGGAAGUUACAUGGGAUUCAACGCCUCCUUGAAAGUCGAUGUUAACGUGUUCAAAGAGUCAAUGUCAAAGGACACCAAAUUUGGGGAGCAUCAUGAGGUGGUAUUCGAGUCUGGAGGACCAAACAUGCCUGAGCCCAUUGGAAUUAAACUGGUGCCAAUUACUGAAGCUUUUGAUUCUGCUUUUUACUCCGUCUUGGAUCAACAGUGCUCCGCACGAUGUGUUCAUUCUAAGUCUCUACUCAAAGAGCGUAAGGCGGCGGUCAUAAGGGCAUUAGAUGAAUAUCCUCGCCUUAAGAAAACCGUGAUACCUGUAGGUACGAGUCUAUUAUAGAGGAGGUAAAAAAUAGAUAGCAUCGAAAUAUUCUAAACUUAAGAACGUUACUUUUGCCAGAAAAUCUGGUAAACUCUUAAGUGAUAAUUCAAAGGGAAUCUUCAUGUUUUCAGGAAAGCUAAAGAAAUGCGUAAACAUUAUUGAUUUGAGGCCUGUUUACAUGAAAGUGGGGGACCCCAGGUGGUGGGAUAACCCUUCCGUUCAUAUAAUCUCUCAUAUGGUCACCUCAUCUAUCAUGUAAACCUGACCAAUUUGAAUUGGUAUAUUAUAUGAAGAGGACGGUUAGCUCACCUAAGUGGGUUACCUGAUCUAACUGGGGUCCCCCGCCAGUCGAACAAUAGGUAGAUUUUUCAAGGCCAACAAAGAUCACGGGUGAAUUCCUUAGCCCCAAAGUACAUGUUAAGCACGACUCAAGACUAGAAACAAAAAGUAUCUAUUCAGUGCUUGACGGUAUCUCAUGAUUAUAAUUAGAUCCCGAAGUGCGGAUUCCUUUAACCUGGCCUAAGGGUACAUACGGUCUUCCCAUGCCUAAGUCAGGAUGUCCCAAGGGAUCAGAGUUCCUGUGGCACCAGGGAUAUCGCAAACACGACACUGAAGAUUCUCGUGCAAACAACGAGUGGUCAUCUCCAUUUGAUUUGGCUGGUCCAUACUACAGAAAUAAUAUGUUCCAAACGUUCUGUAUGAAAACAGAAGACACAGCUUCUGAUUACAAUCUUCCCUGGCCAAGAGGUCAAUACUGUAUUCUCAAGAAAGGGGAAUGUCCCGAAGGUUUGUGUUAUUUGUUUGUUUGUUUUUUGGUUUGUUCAAGCCAAUUUUAAUAUAUAAAUAUAGGCAGUCAGCUAGGCUGUUUAGACAGCCCGUCGUGGGGUUAACAUGGUAGUUUGUUUCUAGUUAUUUGUCUUUGAUCGUCAGUUUAAGUCAUGGCUUAAUUGACCAAUCAGGUAAAUAAACAGAUUUUUAUACCGUCAAUUGACGAAAUACAAGUCACUUUGACUUCCAAGACGACUACUGCACUGGUUUUCGAAACGUCAGUCACCUGACUCACGGUAGAUUCAUCGGGACACACCUAGUUAUGGGAUUCAAUUUUGGCAAAUGAUAAUGGUGAUGAUGAUUAUGAUUACGAUGACGAUAAUGAUAAUUAUAACUAUUACAAUGAUAAUGAUUACAAUACCAUGAAUUAAAACAAAGCGUCUUAAAAUGGCGACUUCAGUAAGAGAUGAAACGGCCAAGCUAAGAUAAAUCUGUAUGGAUCUCAAUGACCCUCUGUUGGUACUGAAAAAAUCCCUUUGAUAUAUAAUCUAUUAAUCACACACAGGGUUUACAGAGGGACACAUAAAAUGGGAUGACGAAGAUGAUGACAACAGCAACGAAAUUAGUGGUCAGAUUCCAGAUGGUAUUUAUGACGGAAACACCGUUAUCUACUACUGCUGUCGAGCAGAUGGGCACGCCACAAAUCCCAUAAUUCUUCCCACUGACUCCCCAUUCGUCUUGCUGAAAUCUAACACUCACUUGUGCCAGUAUGUGCAGGGAAUGGAGGUUAGAAGUGAGUGGUUCUAUUGGGAUUGUGAAGAUUCAAGACCUUCAAAUGGAGUUGGAGGGUUCCCACCACGCUCUAAAGUGGGCGGAAAUGUCCAAGUCGAUUAUUGUUAUUAUUAUCGCUGA